This is a messenger RNA of Callithrix jacchus (white-tufted-ear marmoset), 1531 nucleotides long. RefSeq names its product guanine nucleotide-binding protein G(I)/G(S)/G(T) subunit beta-2. Gene Ontology annotation, molecular function: protein binding. NCBI's taxonomy places the organism in Eukaryota, Metazoa, Chordata, Mammalia, Primates, Cebidae. The record is from RefSeq and is a predicted model, not a curated record. Gene Ontology annotation, biological process: signal transduction.
CGCGCGCCGCCAGCGACCCCAGCCACAGAGUCCCACCGCCACAGGCCUCGGGCCAGCAGCCAGGAGCUGCCUCCCCCAGCCCCCGUCCUGCAGCCCCCAGCUGCCCCCAACCCCGCCCCACGGGCCCGGCGCCAUGAGUGAGCUGGAGCAAUUGAGACAGGAGGCCGAGCAGCUCCGGAACCAGAUCGGGGAUGCCCGAAAAGCAUGUGGGGACUCAACACUGACCCAGAUCACAGCUGGGCUGGACCCAGUGGGGAGAAUCCAGAUGAAGACCCGGAGGGCCCUCCGUGGGCAUCUGGCAAAGAUCUAUGCCAUGCACUGGGGGACCGACUCAAGGCUGCUGGUAAGCGCCUCCCAGGAUGGGAAGCUCAUCAUCUGGGACAGCUACACCACCAACAAAGUCUAUGCCAUCCAGCUACGCUCCUCCUAAGUCAUGACCUGUGCCUACGCGCCCUCAGGGAACUUUGUGGCCUGUGGGGGUUUGGACAACAUCUGCUUCAUCUACAACCUCAAGACCCGAGAGGGCAACGUCGGGGUCAGCCGGGAGCUGCCUGGCCACACUGGGUACCUGUCGUGCUGCCGCUUCCUGGAUGACAAGCAAAUCAUCACCAGCCCUGGGGAUACCACCUGUGCCCUGUGGGACAUUGAGACAGGCCAGCAGACAGUGGGUUUUGCUGGACACAGUGGGGAUGUGAUGUCCCUGGCCCUGGCCCCUGAUGGCCGCACGUUUGUGUCAGGAGCCUGUGACGCCUCUAUCAAGCUGUGGGACGUUCAGGAUUCCAUGUGCCGACAGACCUUUAUCGGCCACGAAUCUGACAUCAACGCCGUGGCUUUCUUCCCCAACCGCUACGCCUUUACCACUGGCUCUGAUGAUGCCACGUGCCGCCUCUUCGACCUGAGGGCCGAUCAGGGGCUCCUCAGGUACUCCCACGACAACAUCAUCUGUGGCAUCACCUCUGUUGCCUUCUCUCACAGCGGCUGGCUGCUGCUUGCUGGCUAUGACGAUUUCAACUGCAACAUCUGGGAUGCCAUGAAGGGCGACCGUGCAGGGGUCCUCGCUGGCCGCCACAACCGCGUGAGCUGCCUCGGGGUCACUGAUGAUGGCAUGGCUGUGGCCACGGGCUCCUGGGACUCCUUCCUCAAGAUCUGGAACUAAUGGCCCCACUCCUGCUGGGCCCAGGCCGGGAGGGACCCUGCCCAAGCCCACACUACAGUCCAGGGCUGUGGGGCUGGGGGCACUCCCAGUCCCAUUCUCUGGGCCACAGGCCCUCAGGUCCCUGCCCUCCCACCCAGGUUUGGUUCCUCCUGGGGGCCCCCAAUGUAGAGAUAAGGGGAUGGAAUAGGGGGAAGAGGAGGGGCAGGAGGCCCUCAUCCUUCUGCUGCCCUGGGGUUGGGGCCUCACCCUUCUGGACGGCCAGAGGCAGGAGGUGAAAACCCCAGGGGCUGGCUUUUUAAAAACUGGUUUUAUUUUAAUUUUUAUUAUAUUUUCAGUUUUUCCAUAAAGGAGCCAAUUCCAACUCAAAAAAAAAAA